AUGGGUAGGUAGGCUAACUGUAUAGCUAGUAGGCUACUCAUUGAUUUCUGACUGAAUCACAGAAACACAAAUAAACAUAGCCUCACUGACAUACAGUUUCUUCAAGUCAAUUAUUACAGUAAUAUGCAGAGGCGCACGCACACACACCAUAACAUUUAUGUCCUCCCCUCGAAGGCUCAUACAAAUCAAAUAAGGGAAAACCCCAAUAAAGGAUUACAUUGUCCACCCUCAAGAUCAGAUAAGGGGAUUUGAGAUUCGGUCUGUAGCUGUCAGUGAUGUAACGCAUCACUAUGCUGUCUGUUGCCCCUGAAACAAAAUGAGAGAGAGAGAGAGAGAGAAAGAGAGAGAGGAACUACAUAAAGCCUCCCAUUGGAACUGUGGGGCUGUGUGCUAUGAAGGACAACUAGGACCCCAAACACAAGGACGCACGCUCCCCAGUCCGUCUCUCUCUCAGUCCCCUGGCUGCUAUCGCUAUCAUCUUCCCUCUGACUGUUCGAGCGACCACAGCAGCAGCAGCAGCUUCUCUCCGGUUACAUAAGCAAGGUUGUUGUUGUGAUACCAGAGAGGACCUUUGGCUAGUAAGUGAUGUGGCAUGUAGUGUGGCACCCAGACUAUACCAAUACCAGACAGCUCAGCACAUCAGCCUUCAGGGGCAAGGCAGACAGAAACAGGAGAAGAUGAUGAUGAUGAUGAUGAUGUGUCAAAAAAACAUGCUGGCAGUUUUUGCAAGCUCAGAGCAUUGGCGGAUCCCAUCCCUGUUAUCUUUUAGAGAAUUAUUUGACAGAGAGAGAAUUUGUGUCUUGGUUUUAGUCUUUGGACUUAUUCUUAGCGUUCUUAGAUAUUCUUCUGUGAUAUGAAACAAAGAGGCUUUGGUGCAAAGCAGGGUAGAGCUUCUCCAUGCUGUGCUGUGUUGUUGUAGUGGCUGCAUUUAGUCUACAAACAAAUGCUGGGUCUUGAAAGAGAUCCUUUUUUAGAUGAGCGCAUCAAAAGAUGAUCUGGUGUUUGAAAAUGAGUGGAGGAUUCGUCAAUGUGUCGGUCAGCCUCUCACCUAAGAAACAACAGGUGCAACAUAGGUUGAGUUAUAAAAUGUUCGAAACAAGUGAAUAUACAGGGCAUUCGGAAAGAAUUCAGACCCCUUGACUUUUUCCACAUUUUGUUACGUUACAGCCUUAUUCUAAAAUUGAUUCAAUGGUUUUUUCCCCCAUCAUCAAUCUACACACAAUACACCAUAACGACAAAGCAAAAACAGGUUUUUAGACUUUUUUGCUAAUUUAUAUAAAAUGAAAAAACAAAAUAUCACAUUUGCAUAAGUAUUCAGACCCUUUACUCAGUACUUUGAAGCACCUUUGGCAGUGAUUACAGCCUCAAGUCUUCUUGGGUAUUACGCUACAAGCUUGGCACACUUGUAUUUGGGGAGUUUCUCCCAUUCUUCUCUGCAGAUCGUCUCAAGCUCUGUCAGGUUUGAUGGGGAGCGUCGCUGCACAGCUAUUUUCAGGUCUCUCCAGAGAUAUUAGAUUGGGUUCAAGUCCGGGCUCUGGCUGGGUCACUCAAGGACGUGCAGAGACUUGUCCCGAAGCCACUCCUGCGUUGUCUUGGCUGUAUGCUUAGAGUCAUUGUCCUGUUAGAAGGUGAACCUUCACCCCAGUCUGAGGUCCUGAGCGCUCUGGAGCAGGUUUUCAUCAAGGAUCUCUCUGUACUUUGCUCCGUUCAUCUUUCCCCUCGAUCCUGACUAGUCUCCCAGUCCCUCCCACUGAAAAACAUCCCUACAGCAUGAUGCUGCCACCACCAUGUUUCACCGUAGGGAUGGUGCCAGGUUUCCUCCAGACGUGACGCUUGGCAUUUAGGCCAAAUAAUUCAAUCUUGGUUUCAUCAGACCAGAGAAUCUUCUUUCUCAUGGUCUGAGAGUCCUUUAGGUGCUUUUUGGCAAACUCCAAGCGGGCUGUCAUGUGCCUUUUACUGAGGAGUGGCUUCCGUCUGGCCACUCUACCCUAAAGGCCUGAUUGGUGGAGUGCUGCAGAGAUGGUUGUCCUUCUGGAAUGUUCUCCCAUCUCCACAGCGGAACUCUGGAGCUCUGUCAGAGUGACCAUUGGGUUCUUGGUCACCUCCCUGAUCAAGGCCCUUCUCCCCCGAUUGCUCAGUUUGGCCGGGCAGCCAGCUCUAGGAAUAGUCUUGGUGGUUCCAAACUUCUUCCAUUUAAGAAUGAAGGGGGCCACUGUGUUCUUGGGGACCUUAAAUGCUGCAGACAUUUUUUGUGCCUCAAGAUCUGUGCCUCAACACAAUCCUGUCUCAGAGCUCUACGGACAAUUCCUUCGACCUCAUGGCUUGGUUUUUGCUCUGACAUGCACUGUCAACUGUCAGACCUUAUAUAGACAGGUGUGUGCCUUUCCAAAUCAUGUCCAAUCAAUUGAAUUUACCACAGGUGGACUCCAAUCAAGUUGUAGAAACAUCUCAAGGAUGAUCAAUGGAAACAGGAUGCACCUGAGCUCAAUUUCGAGUCUCAUAGCAAAGGGUCUGAAUACUUAUAUAAGCAAGGUAUUUUUGUAUUUUUUUGCUUUGUCAUUAUGGGGUAUUGUGUGUAGAUUGAAGAAAAAAAUAAUUUAAUCAAUUUUAGAAUAAGGCUGUAAAGUAACUGUCACGACUUUGGCCGAGGCUGCCUCCCCUCCUUGUUCGGGCAGGCUUCGGCGUUCGUCGUCACCUGCUUACUAACCACUGCCGCCCCAAUCAUCAUCACAUUUGUCUUGUCAAUCACACACACCUGGUUCUAAUCCCCUCAUUAGUCUGUGUAUAAGUGUUCCCUCUGCCCCCUUGUCCUUGUGGGUGAUUGUUAUUUGUGAGAGUAGUAUAGCUCGGUGGAGCUACUCAUACAUUUUGUUGCCAGGGUAGAUUUUCCCCCUGUGCCAUUGUAUUAUUGGAUUCUACCUUUACCGUGUAUUUGCCAGGGAUGAGAGUUUCCCCUGUGCCUGUUUCGUUGAUCGCUAUUUGAGCGCAGUUAUGUGUCAACGAAGGAAUAAACUCUGUAUUCGGUGAUUACCCUCCUGCGCCUGACUCCUUUCAUCACACUCAUCACAGUAACAUAAUGUGAAAAAAGUCAAGGGGUCUGGAUACUUUCCGAAUACACUGUAUUCACCAUCUGUUACUCUCAUUCUAUACAUAUGUUACAUGGAGACAUAAUAUAUAUUAUAACUGAGAGACCUGGACAAAUGAUUUUCUAUAUCUGAGUCGAGGGUGGAACAUCAUUACUAAUCGAGGUGAUUUGGAAGGCUAAUGUGAUUUGGUGCAGACAAGCCGGUCUCUCCGUUUGUAAUGCACAUGAGACUCACCUCUCAUUUUAUCUCUCAAGUCACUGACUGACAUGGGAAAAGCUUGGGAAUGGAUCCUUUGGAAGGCCGUGACAUAAUGUUUCUCUUUCACAAUACUUGAUUUCACCAUACUAUAUCAACACUGGUGUGUAAGUGUGUGUUUAUAUGUGUGUGUGUGCGAGGCGUGCCUGUGUGAUAUCCCCAUGAGACAGAAAUAGACCUAGGUAAUCAAACCAGAAAUAGACCUAGGUAAUCAAACCAAAAAUAGACCUAGGUAAUCAAACCAAAAAUAGACCUAGGUAAUCAAACCAAAAAUAGACCUAGGUAAUCAAACCAGAAAUAGACCUAGGUAAUCAAACCAGAAAUAGACCUAGGUAAUCAAACCAAAAAUAGACCUAGGUAAUCAAACCAAAAAUAGACCUAGGUAAUCAAACCAAAAAUAGACCUAGGUAAUCAAACCAGAAAUAGACCUAGGUAAUCAAACCAGAAAUAGACCUAGGUAAUCAAACCAAAAAUAGACCUAGGUAAUCAAACCAGAAAUAGACCUAGGUAAUCAUACCACCCAUUGCAGAGUGUGGUUGACUCGUCAUCCAUUAGCGACGGAACAUAUUGGAUUCAUAGAGUACAUCAUUGCUUUGACAGUAAACUGUAACUAAAUAUAUUGAAGCUGUAUUUAGCUCCAUAUUUCAAGAUAAUGACAGGGCAGGCCUUGAACCUGCUAGUUGACAGAUAUACAGUGGGGAGAACAAGUAUUUGAUACACUGCCGAUUUUGCAGGUUUUCCUACUUACAAAGCAUGUAGAGGUCUGUAAUUUUUUAUCAUAGGUACACUUCAACUGUGAGAGACGGAAUCUAAAACAAAAAUCCAGAAAAUCACAUUGUAUGAUUUUUAACUAAUUAAUUUCCAUUUUAUUGCAUGACAUAAGUAUUUGAUCACCUACCAACCAGUAAGAAUUCCGGCUCUCACAGACCUGUUAGUUUUUCUUUAAGAAGCCCUCCUGUUCUCCACUCAUUACCUGUAUUAACUGCACCUGUUUGAACUCGUUACCUGUAUAAAAGACACCUGUCCACACACUCAAUCAAACAGACUCCAACCUCUCCACAAUGGCCAAGACCAGAGAGCUGUGUAAGGACAUCAGGGAUAAAAUUGUAGACCUGCACAAGGCUGGGAUGGGCUACAGAACAAUAGGCAAGCAGCUUGGUGAGAAGGCAACAACUGUUGGCGCAAUUAUUAGAAAAUGGAAGAAGUUCAAGAUGACGGUCAAUCACCCUUGGUCUGGGGCUCCAUGCAAGAUCUCACCUCGUGGGGCAUCAAUGAUCAUGAGGAAGGUGAGGGAUCAGCCCAGAACUACACGGCAGGACCUGGUCAAUGACCUGAAGAGAGCUGGGACCACAGUCUCAAAGAAAACCAUUAGGAACACACUACGCCGUCAUGGAUUAAAAUCCUGCAGCGCACGCAAGGUCCCCCUGCUCAAGCCAGCGCAUGUCCAGGCCCGUCUGAAGUUUGCCAAUGACCAUCUGGAUGAUCCAGAGGAGGAAUGGGAGAAGGUCAUGUGGUCUGAUGAGACAAAAAUAGAGCUUUUUGGUCUAAACUCCACUCGCCGUGUUUGGAGGAAGAAGAAGGAUGAGUACAACCCCAAGAACACCAUCCCAACUGUGAAGCAUGGAGGUGGAAACAUCAUUCUUUGGGGAUGCUUUUCUGCAAAGGGGACAGGACGACUGCACCGUAUUGAGGGGAGGAUGGAUGGGGCCAUGUAUCGCGAGAUCUUGGCCAACAACCUCCUUCCCUCAGUAAGAGCAUUGAAGAUGGGUCGUGGCUGGGUCUUCCAGCAUGACAACGACCCGAAACACACAGCCAGGGAAACUAAGGAGUGGCUCCGUAAGAAGCAUCUCAAGGUCCUGGAGUGGCCUAGCCAGUCUCCAGACCUGAACCCAAUAGAAAAUCUUUGGAGGGAGCUGAAAGUCCGUAUUGCCCAGCGACAGCCCCGAAACCUGAAGGAUCUGGAGAAGGUCUGUAUGGAGGAGUGGGCCAAAAUCCCUGCUGCAGUGUGUGCAAACCUGGUCAAGACCUACAGGAAACGUAUGAUCUCUGUAAUUGCAAACAAAGGUUUCUGUACCAAAUAUUAAGUUCUGCUUUUCUGAUGUAUCAAAUACUUAUGUCAUGCAAUAAAAUGCAAAUUAAUUACAAUGUGAUUUUCUGGAUUUUUGUUUUAGAUUCCGUCUCUCACAGUUGAAGUGUACCUAUGAUAAAAACAGACCUCUACAUGCUUUGUAAGUAGGAAAACCUGCAAAAUCAGCAGUGUAUCAAAUACUUGUUCUCCCCACUGUAUAUGUAUCUAACCAAGGCUGUUUGACUAGAUGAACCUCAUUGCACCCAGGGUUUACUGCAGGGUUGGGGUCAAUUCAGGAAGUUCCCAUUCCAAUAUUCCUUAAUGCGUUUCAAUGAGGUAAAUGUGGAAUUGGAAUUUCAAGUUUACUUCCUGAAUUGACUGAAUUUAAAUGGAAUUGACCACAACCCUGGUUUAGAGUAACAACCUGUUCCUAAUUGGAGUCUAUGGAGAUUGUUGAGAUUACUUGGAUCUGUACUAAACUGUGCUUUAGCCUUAUCCUCACAUUUUUGUCCUAAAAUGACAGAGAGAAAGAAAGGCUUCGAGGUUAGCGUGUGUCUGCGUGCGUGUGUGCGUGCGUGCGUGCGUGCGUUUGUGUGCGCAAGACCUCUGAGUGGUCUCUUUAUGCCCCGGUCCCACACUGUUGGCUCAGAGGCAGAAGCCUACAGAGAAAACAAGGGCAUGUCUUAAAGGCUUAUAGCACACAGCCUUUCCCUUACAAGCCUCUUUGAGUUAACAGUCUAAAGUGAAAUUAUUUUAAGGCUACUGUCUCUCAGUAUAGUACAAUGAUCAUGAGAUCACAGUCUAUGCUUGACUCAGUAUAGAAUACCUCAGCGACCAUGUUGGCAUUUGUCAUCUAUCAUAGGCUACAUACACAUUCAUGCUCUGUCAUGCUCCACUGCAAAGUAAUUUCACUACUGUACUUCAUAUGCAGAGAACAUAUGGAGGCUAACAGAUUUUUGUAUUUUACAGUGUCAAAAGAUAGACAAUGAUAUGCAUUAUGCAGCCAUGUAAAGGUAUCCCUGUGGGAGCUCAUAAUUUUUUUUUCUCCAAGGCACUCCAGUUAAAAUCUCUUUAUAUCCACACACGGAUUAUCCUGGACUCAGAUCUGUUUGUGCUGUGUUGCCAACAACCUACACAGGGAUUAGGUCAAAAACAACAACGAGGUUUCGACUAUAGACCACCUUCAUCAGAUUGUGUAUCUCCUGUGCUCCGCUUCAACAGGUGUGUGCCUCCCGCCCCGCCCCCCACAACGGCCCUCACCUGUGUGUUGCGGUGCUUCCCCUGCGAGCCUAGCUGGGCCGGCAGCCCCUUCCUGCACCGUCCCCCCACCCCGCCACACCCGAUGGUCAGGAUGACGCGCUCCAAGACCUUCCAGGCCUACCUGCCCAGCUGCCACCGAACCUACAGCUGCAUCCACUGCAGAGCGCACCUGGCCAACCACGACGAGCUCAUCUCCAAGGUGAAUACUGACUUUAACAUACCGACCACAACUGUCCAUUCCCUAAUAACACUGCUUUCUCUAAUUGUGUUUCCCUCAAUCUAUUCCACAUUUCCUUUAAAGAGCCGCUGAACAUGCCGAUUGGCACGUAUGUUUUUCUGUUGCUCAUUAGAAAAACUAGAUUUCAGUCUUGGAUGUGUGUUUCCUAACCGAUUCCGCAUUUGGUUAAUGAUGUUUGUCCCCCGUGAGACACUGUAGAUGUGGAAGCCUAUUUCACUUUCCUCAAAGUCCCCUGAAUGAAUCUAAGAACUUGCAGAGGAUGUUUUAGUCACGCAAUUUUAGAUCUAACUAAGUUGUUUGGUGCAGUAUUUCUCAAGUAAAAAAAUGCCUGACGUGUUGUCUUAUGUAAACAGUCGGAGCUGCUGGGCAGGUCUGUCUCACUGUCUAUGCUAUUGGAUUGAGAGCAAUGUUAUUGGGCAAAUGGACAUCGUCAUUUACCCGUUGUGACGCACGGAUGUUCCAAACAAAAUUUUAGACGAGACUUAUCCUAAUUACACACUGUACUACAUCUUUACACUAGAAUAACUGUUUCUGACUCAUAUCGAUGCCACAUAGGCCGUUUUCAAAGGGAUUCAUUGCUUUUUAAAGGCAGUCAAUCUUUAAAGCCCAGCCCUACCACACCUGGGUGGUGUUCAUUAGGGCAUGCAGCGGAAAACGUUUUCAAACGUUUUGCAACAGAAAAUUAGAGUAUUUCUUGUUUGACAAGUCCAGAUAGACACUCCGUGUUUCAGUCCGUUUUCUUCUGUUUUGUGCCGAAUGAACUUGACCCUGAUUCUACUAAUCAAGGGUUUGGUAAUAAGUUGAAUCAUGUAUUUAAGGGAAACACUGCCCUGCAAGUCAUUCCCAAGAGAGAGCAUGAGAGAACAUGCUACUGUUUGGCUCCAGGACUUACUUGGAAGAGAUGUCCAUCUUAACGUGACUUCCCUGGUUAAAUAAAGGAUAUACUGUAUAAAUACUGUAGUUUUUACAGAUUAAUUAGAACUUUCAAUGCAUCGCACUGUAAUAACUGGAAAGGUAUUGAGUGCUUGCUGCAGCUGUCUUAAAGCUCUGCUGGCAGACUCCUUCACACUUGGACCUAGUAUUACAGCUGAUGCUGCACUUUCAGACUGGAAACGAGCCUACUGCACCUGCUCAUUUCACCGCCAUCAUACUUCCACAGCUUGUGUGGGUGUGUGUGUUUGUAUGUUAGAAUAUUACUAUUUCCAUGUGCUACACUAUGUAAAGUAAACCCUCACCUGUACAGAAGGCACAUGUGUCUGUCAGUCAGUCAGUCAGUCUUACUUUAAAGGCAAAAUCUGGGAUAUUUCCUGCUGUUCAAUGAUCACGCCAAUGAAGUGGCGGGGCUGUGGAUCCUUUUUAACCUACUUAUCUUCUUCUCAUGCAGUCUUUCCAGGGGAGCCAAGGCAGAGCUUAUCUGUUCAACUCAGUGUGAGUAUCAGUGUGUUUGCAUGUAGAUACAGUACAGCCAUGAUCCAGUUCUCAGCCCACGAGCACAAUCACAAUGAGUAUGAAAUGAAGAUGCUCAUUCCUACUGUAUGAACACGGUCCCUAUCUAGCUCAGUAUGAAGUGCCUUUGGGCAAUAUUAUCUAGUGUGUGAGUGGGCGUUAUGACUCAGUAUAGACAGGCAACAGCUUAUGAGCUUGCUUUCUCUUGCUCUCUCUCGCUCUCUCUCUCUCAGGGUGAACGUGGGGUGUGGGCCGGCGGAAGAGAGAGUGUUGCUCACGGGGCUGCAUGCUGUGGCAGAUAUCUACUGUGAGAACUGCAAGACAACUCUGGGUUGGAAAUAUGUGAGUGUAAGAGUGUGCACGUGUCUGGGGGGGGCAGAUACUGUAUCUAGAGUUAGAGAGGAUAGGCACUGGCACAUUAUUACCUUCAUUAGUAAUACCUUAUUAGAUCGUUGUAGAAUUGAAAUGCUGUGAACUAAUAAAGAUUUUGGAACAAUUGAGUGUGCAGGCCCUACUUCACUGUUCAUGUUAUCGUAUUUACAUGGCUGAGUUCUGGUCUUAAUUUUGAAUCCUGAGACUAUUUUGGGCCCAUCAUUCCUAAUAUCAGUGUAACAUUACAGUACAAAGGCUGACUCAGUAAAGGGACUCCUUGCAGUCCCAAUCUUGAUCUAAGGGGCAUAUUUCUCAUGAUGUAGGCCUAUAAAUUUUCCAAGUACUCAAUCAACCGAAGUUGACCUCCUUCUCCUAGUUCAAAUAUGUUUAUUAUUAUUAUUUUUUAAAUGUUAAAUAUAUAGGGGAAAAUGCACAUUAAUCAACAUCAAUAUUACAAUAAUGCAACAUCCAUGUAAAUGUGCCAGGGUUAGCCAAAAGCUAAUUUGCACCCGUAGUCCCAGGGCAGGUAAAGGCAAUUAUACUGCCACAAUACAAAUACACACUAAAACAAUACAAAAUACAAAUACUUGACAUCCAAUAAUAUAUAAUUCUAACAACAACAACAACUUAUUCGUAAUAAAAACACUGUAAUCUUACAUAUGAGGAACCACAGAUAACUCAUGUGCACAGGUUUGGAUAGAUUUGAGCCAUGUUUUCAAUUUAAAUGUAAAAGUGCAAUAAUCAGUGCAGCUUUUCAAGUCCAUGAGCAUUGCAUUCCAGUAUAUUGUAGCUCUAACAGAGAAGGCCGAUUGACCGAAUAUGCUGUGUAGGGACAACGCAAUCCCCUCUAGUUACUGCUCUUGUUAUCCUGGAGGUGUUUUCCUUGAGCAUGAUAUGCCGGCAUAGAGGUGGAGGGGCAAGACCAUGCAGGAUCUUAAAGACAAGGCUUGCAUCUACAUACUGCUUAAAGCUAUCCAGACUGAAUAAAUUAUGUUUGUGAAUGACGUGACAAUGGUGGUAACUGUUUGGUUUGUUAUCAAAAACCUUAAGUGUUUGUUUGUAGAGUGAUUCAAUUGGUUUCAGAAUAGUAGCCAUUCAUGCUGGGCUGUCCACACUGAGAUAACUGUAGUGAUUCAAGACCAGUUUGACCAGCAACAAGAACAACUGCUUAUCCAAGCACAAAUUAGACAAAGGGUUAGAAUCCGUUCAAAAAAAGAUAUCUGUUUUAAUGUAUACAAAAUAAGAAGGCCCUAUAAAUAAUGUAGCCUACAAAUAAUGUAGCCAAUAUAUAUAUAAUGUAGCCUAUAUACAGGUUAAUGUACCCUAUAUCUAAUGUGCCUUCGGAAAGUAUUCAGACCCCUUGACAUUUUCCAAAUUUUGCUACGUUACAGCCUUAUUCUAAAAUUGAUUAAAUAAAUACAAAUCCUCGGCAAGCUACACACAAUACCCCAUAAUGACAAAGUGAAAACAGGUUUUUAGACAUUUUAGCAAAUGUAUAAAAAAUUAAAAACAGAAAUACCUUAUUUACAUAAGUAUUCAGACCCUUUGCUAUGAGACUCGAAAUUGAGCUCAGGUGCAUCCUGUUUCCAUUGAUCAUCCUUGAGAUGUUUCUACAACUUGAUUGGAGUCCACCUGUGGUAAAUUCAAUUGAUUGGACAUGAUUUGGAAGGGCACACACCUGUCUAUAUAAGGUCCCACAGUUGACAGUGCAUGUCAGAGCAAAACCAAGCCAUGAGGUUGAAGGAAUUAUCCGUAGAGCUGGGAUUGUGUCGAGGCACAGAUCUGGGGAAGGGUACCAAAACAGUUCUGCAGCAUUGAAGGUCCCCAAGAACACAGUGGCCUCCAUCAUUCUUAAAUGGAAGAAGUUUGGAACCACCAAGCCUCUUCCUAGAGCUGGUCACCCGGCCAAACUGAGCAAUCGGGGGAGAAGGGCCUUGGUCAGGGAGGUGACCAAGAACCCGAUGGUCACUCUGACAGAGCUCUAGAGUUCCGCUGUCACGUCUACACCCGCUCCCCCUCUCCGGUGCUCGAGGUCACCAGUUCACUCGUUCACUCAUCAUUACGCACACCUGCGCUUCAUUAUGGGACUCACCUGGACUCCAUCACGUCAUUGAUUACCUCCCCUAUAUCUGUCACUCCCUCAGGUUCAUUCGCCAGUCAGCAUUGAUGUUAUGUUUCUCAUGUCCAGACGCUGUUCUUGGUUUGUUCUAUGUUUAUUUAUUAUUAAACCCUCACCCUGUACUACUCGUCUCCCAGCGUCUGUGUUACAGAAUGCUGAUUCAACAAUUGGAAGCAACAGGAAUUUUUCUGGUGUCGUAGCUAAGCAGGGUCGGGCCUGAUUAAUACUUGGUUGGGAGAAUGCUUGGGAAUACCAGAUGCUGGAAGCUUUUACAGAAUGCUGACUCUCAGCCAGUUUGUCAGGCUCCCAUGCCUCAGCCGGCUCGUCAGGCUCCCAUGCCUCAGCCGGCUCGUCAGGCUCCCAUGCCUCAGCCGGCUCGUCAGGCUCCCAUGCCUCAGCCGGCUCGUCAGGCUCCCAUGCCUCAGCCGGCCCGUCAGGCUCCCAUGCCUCAGCCGGCCCCGUCAGGCUUCCAUGCCUCAGCCGGCCCCGUCAGGCUUCCAUGCCUCAGCCGGCCCCGUCAGGCUUCCAUGCCUCAGCCGGCCCACUCAGGCUCCCAUGCUUCAGCCGGCCCCCUCAGGCUCCCAGUACUGAGUAAAGGGUCUGAAUACUUAGAUAAAUGUGAUAUUUCCGUUUGUUAUUUUUUAUACAUUUGCAAAGAAUUCUAAAAAUCAGUUUUUGCUUUGUCAAUAUGGGGUAUUGUGUGUAGAUUGAUGAGGGGAAAAAACUAUUUUAUCAAUUUUAGAAUAAGGCUGUAACCUAACAAAAUGUGGAAAAAGUCAAGGAGUCUGAAUACAUUCCGAAGGCACUGUAUAAUGUAGUGUGUAUAUAUAAUGUAGCCUAUAUAUAAUGUAGCCUAUAUAUAAUGUGGCCUAUAUAUAUGAGGAGAUAGAUGUGGACAUCAAUCUGAGUUGUACUGAAAAAAUACAUUCAGUUACUGUUCCUUGUGGAACACAAAUGUAUACAUUAUAUACACUACCAUUCAAAAGUUUGGGGUCACUUAGAAACAUCCUUGUUUUCCAUGAAAACAUACAUGAAAUGAGUUUGAAUAGGAAAUAUAGCAACAUGCAUAGGAAAUGUAGUCAUUAACAAGAUUAGAAAUAAUGAUUUUUAAUAUAAAUAAUAAUUGUGUCCUUCAAACUUUUCUUUCAUCAAAGAAUCCUACAUUUGCAGCUAUUACAGCCUUGCAGACCUUUGGCAUUCUAGUUGUCAAUUUGCUGUAUACAGUUGAAGUCGGAAGUUCACAUACACCUUAGCCAAAUACAUUUAAACUCAGUUUUUCACAAUUCCUGACAUUUAAUCCUAGUAAAGAUUCCCUGUCUUAUGUCAGUUAGGAUCACCACUUUAUUUUAAGAAUGUGAAAUGUCAGAAUAAUAGUAGAGAGAAGGAUUUAUUUAAGCUUUUAUUUCUUUCAUCACAUUCCCAGUGGGUCAGAAGUUUACAUACACUCAAUUAGUAUUUGGUAGCAUUACCUUUAAACUGUUUAACUUGGGUCAAACGUUUUGGGUAGCCUUCCAGAAGCUUCCCACAAUAAGUUGGGUGAAUUUUGGCCCAUUCCUCCUGACAGAGCUGGUGUAACUGAGUCAGGUUUGUAGGCCUCCUUGCUCGCACAUGCUUUUUCAGUUCUGGCCACAAAUGUUCUAUAGGAUUGAGGUCAGGGCUUUGUGAUGGCCACUCCGAUACCUUGACUUUGUUGUCCUUAAACCAUUUUGCCACAACUUCAAUAUAUCCACAUAAUUUUCCUUCCUCAUGAUGCAAUCUAUUUUGUGAAGUGCACCAGUCCCUCCUGCAGCAAAGCACCCCCACAGCAUGAUGCUGCCACCCCCGUGCUUCACAGUUGGGAUGGUGUUCUUCGUCUUGCAAGCAUCCCCCUUUUUCCUCCAAACAUAACGAUGGUCAUUAUGGCCAAACAGUUCUAUUUUUGUUUCAUCAGACCAGAGGACAUUUCUCCAAAAAGUACGAUCUUCGUCCCCAUGUGCAGUUUGUGCCGGUUUUGGAGCAGUGGCUUCUUCCUUGUUGAGCGGUCUUUCAGGUUAUGUCAAUAUAGGACUCGUUUAACUGUGGAUAUAGAUACUUUUGUACUUGUUUCCUCCAGCUUCUUCACAAGGUCCUUUGCUGUUGUUCUGUGAUUGAUUUGCACUUUUCGCACCAAAUACGUUAAUCUCUAGGAGACAUAACGCGUCUCCUUCCUGAGUGGUAUGACGGCUGCGUGGUCCCAUGGUGUUUAUACUUGCUUACUAUUGUUUGUACAGAUGAACGUGGUACCUUCAGGCGUUUGGAAAUUGCUCCUAAGGAUGAACCAGACUUGUGGAGGUCUACAAUUUUUUUGGGCUGAUUUCUUUAGAUUUUCCCAUGAUGUCAAGCAAAGAGGCAUGGAGUUUGAAGGUAGGCCUUGAAAUACAUCCACAGUUACACCUCCAAUUGACUCAAAUGAUGUCAAUUAGGCUAUCAGAAGCGUCUAAAGCCAUGACAUCAUUUUCUGGAAUUUUCCAAGCUGUUUAAAGUUACAGUCAACUUAGUGUAUGUAAACUUCUGAACCACUGGAAUUGUGAUACAGUGAAUUAUAAGUGAAAUAAUCUGUCUGUAAACAAUUGUUGGAAAAAUUACUUGUGUCAUGCACAAAGUAGAUGUCCUAACCAACUUGCCAAAACUAUAAUUUGUUAACAAUACUUUUUUUGAGUGGUUGAAAAACUUGUUUUAAUGACUCCAACCUAAGUGUAUGUAAACUUCCGACUUCAACUGUAUAUACACUGCUCAAAAAAAUCACUAAAAUAACACAUCCUAGAUCUGAAUGAAUGAAAUAAUCUUAUUAAAUACAUAGUUGAAUGUGCUGACAACAAAAUCACACAAAAAUUAUCAAUGGAAAUCAAAUUUAUCAACCCAUGUAGGUCUGGAUUUGGAGUCACCCUCAAAAUUAAAGUGGAAAACCACACUACAGGCUGAUCCAACUUUGAUGUAAUGUCCUUAAAACAAGUCAAAAUGAGGCUCAGUAGUGUGUGUGGCCUCCACGUGCCUGUAUGACCUCCCUACAACGCCUGGGCAUGCUCCUGAUGAGGUGGCGGAUGGUCUCCUGAGGGAUCUCCUCCCAGACCUGGACUAAAGCAUCCGCCAACUCCUGGACAGUCUGUGGUGCAACGUGGCGUUGGUGGAUGGAGCGAGACAUGAUGUCCCAGAUGUGCUCAAUUGGAUUCAGGUCUGGGGAACGGGCGGGCCAGUCCAUAGCAUCAAUGCCUUCCUCUUGCAGGAACUGCUGACACACUCCAGCCACAUGAGGUCUAGCAUUGUCUUGCAUUAGGAGGAACCCAGGGCCAACCGCACCAGCAUAUGGUCUCACAAGGGGUCUGAGGAUCUCAUCUCGGUACCUAAUGGCAGUCAGGCUACCUCUGGCGAGCACAUGGAGGGCUGUGCGGCCCCCCAAAGAAAUGCCACCCCACACCAUGACUGACCCACCGCCAAACCGGUCAUGCUGGAGGAUGUUGCAGGCAGCAGAACGUUCUCCACGGCGUCUCCAGACUCUGUCACUUCUGUCACAUGUGCUCAGUGUGAACCUGCUUUCAUCUAUGAAGAGCACAGGGCGCCAGUGGCGAAUUUGCCAAUCUUGGUGUUCUCUGGCAAAUGCCAAACGUCCUGCACGGUGUUGGGCUGUAAGCACAACCCCCACCUGUGGACAUCGGGCCCUCAUACCACCCUCAUGGAGUCUGUUUCUGACCGUUUGAGCAGACACAUGCACAUUUGUGGCCUGCUGGAGGUCAUUUUGCAGGGCUCUGGCAGUGCUCCUCCUGCUCCUCCUUGCACAAAGGCGGAGGUUGCAGUCCUGCUGCUGGGUUGUUUCCCUCCUACGGCCUCCUCCACGUCUCCUGAUGUACUGGCCUGUCUCCUGGUAGCGCCUCCAUGCUCUGGACACUACGCUGACAGACACAGCAAACCUUCUUGCCACAGCUCGCAUUGAUGUGCCAUCCUGGAUGAGCUGCACUACCUGAGCCACUUGUGUGGGUUGUAGACUCCGUCUCAUGCUACCACUAGAGUGAAAGCACCGCCAGCAUUCAAAAGUGACCAAAACAUCAGCCAGGAAGCAUAGGAACUGAGAAGUGGUCUGUGGUCACCACCUGCAAAACCAGUCCUUUAUUGGGGGUGUCUUGCUAAUUGCCUAUAAUUUCCACCUGUUGUCUAUUCCAUUUGCACAACAGCAUGUGAAAUGUAUUAUCAAUCAGUGUUGCUUCCUAAGUGGACAGUUUGAUUUCACAGAAGUGUGAUUGACUUGGAGUUACAUUGUGUUGUUUACGUGUUCCCUUAAUUUUUUUGAGCAGUGUAUGAUAUAGAUGUGGACAGCUUUAUAUUUGCACUGAAGUAUAAUUGUGCCACCAUGUUCAGUACUUAGUAAAGGUGGUAUUUCUAGCAGCAGGUCAAUGUGGAACACACAGCCGGUCCACAUACCAGCUGUCCAGUUUAUCAGCCUGGUCACUACCACUUCCCCCCUCAGACCCCUGUGUGUGUGUGUGUGUGUGUGUGUGUGUGUGUGUGUGUGUGUGUGUGUGUGUGUGUGUGUGUGUGGUGGGGGGGGGGGUGUUAUGACUCACACGUACCUCACACGUCUGCCCAGAUAUAACGAAACGUGGGGCGAGGCCAUUAAUAUCCCUGAAACGGUUGUUUCUACAACGCCAUCCGAGUUCAACAGACGCUUGACCCAGUGGACUUCCAGACCAUGAAACCUGAUAACGCCUCUCUCUGCUUGAAAAGGAAAGACUACAUAUGAUUGAGAUGUACAGUAAAAACACAUUUGACUACAUUUGUAAUCUGCAGUGGCCCACAGCACUCUCUGCAAUGCUCCAUUAUAUAACAUGGUUCAGUAAGGUUGGAGGCGAAAUCAGAGGACAGUGUUUUCAAUGGCAAUGAGUGUGAAGUCUUUCAUCCCGGAAAAGCCUCAUCUUCUUUCUCCCCUUCCUCCUUCUCUCUCCCCCUCCCUCUUUUCCACCCCUUCCUCCCUCCAUCUCUUCCCCCACCCUGACACUCCCCCACAGGAGCAUGCCUUUGAGAGCAGUCAGAAGUACAAGGAGGGCAAGUUCAUCAUUGAGCUGGCCCACAUGAUCAAGGACAACGGCUGGGACUGA
Molecule: messenger RNA, 15949 nt
Organism: Coregonus sp. 'balchen'
Lineage: Eukaryota; Metazoa; Chordata; Actinopteri; Salmoniformes; Salmonidae
Source: the annotation of a GenBank genome assembly